Messenger RNA from Solea solea (common sole), 2683 nucleotides. RefSeq names its product tomoregulin-1-like. Gene Ontology annotation, molecular function: protein binding. Bases 637 to 1695 code for a protein of 352 amino acids. The transcript has 10 exons. Lineage: Eukaryota; Metazoa; Chordata; Actinopteri; Pleuronectiformes; Soleidae. The record is from RefSeq and is a predicted model, not a curated record.
GUGUGUGUGACUGUAUGUGGGUUUAUCUGGACCGGGUUAGAUUAAGUUAAACCCGGGUUAGUCCUGGUUACGUGUGACUCAGAUCCUCCACGCAGCUGAACUCAGGGGCCAUGAUUUUAAUUAUGGGCGUGGCCUCUGUGGUCACGUGGUGCAGGCCUUUGUUGAUGUAGAGACCAGGACAAAAAAAAAAAGGUCCAGGAUUUUUGAGCGACCGCGUCCGUGUUUCGUCCCCAGCUCACACUCACUGCUCUCCGGCCUGAGCGCUGCUGAAGCCCCCGCUGCUCCGACUCUGACCCGGUUCUCCUCCGUGGCUCUGCGGUUCUUCUCCCCGCGGUGUGAGAGUGAGGCGGCGGCGGUGUGAUGGAGGCUGAGGCCGGGCUGCGGCUGUAGGGGGUCGGUGUGUGUGUGUGUGUGUGUGUGUGUGUGUGUGUGGAGACCCAGGCCCUCCUCCGCUUUGUUGUCCACCGCGCUGAUUUCCGUCGUUUUUCCGUCUCUUUGAGGACAAAUGGACUCGAACCGGACCUGAGCCGUUUGUGUUCACAUUUGUGUGUGUGUGAUUUGAGGAGGAAAAUCCCUCUUCACGUGUAUCUGUUUCCUUUCAUCACCUCCUCCUGCUGCUGCUCCUCCUCCUCCACCAUGGCUCCUCCAGGAGGCCGCGGCUCCUCCAGCCUCUGCAGCCUGCUGCUCCUGCUGCUCCUCCCCGCCGCCCGGUGCUCCUUCCCCCGCGGCGGCGCCGCUCUGGACUGCGGCCCCGGUAAAAGCGACUGUCCAGAUUUGUCGGAGAAGAAGAGCGACCUGCGUGUGUGCGACGCCGGGACGUGUCGCUUUGGAGGAACCUGUCGAGAGAACGGAGCCGACAUCAAGUGUGUGUGUCAGUUUCAUUGUAAUAAGAAGUAUGUACCCGUGUGCGGCUCAAAUGGAGACACGUACCAGAAUGAGUGUUUCCUGAGACGAGCCGCCUGCAAGAAGCAGAGAUCCAUCAGCAUCGUGUCAGAGGGGCCCUGUUACCACGACGCUGGCUCAGGAUCUGGUGAUGGAGAUGAUGAAGGCUCUGGUCGAGGAAAGAAGGCCUCGAAGUGUGGAAUCUGCAAGUUUGGAGCCGAGUGUGACGAAGACUCUGAGGACACAUUCUGCAUGUGUAACAUUGUGUGUAACGGUCACAACGAUAACCCAGUGUGCGGCAGCGACGGUGUCACCUACGACACGCCCUGUCACGUCAGAGAGGCGUCCUGCCUCAAACAGCUGAAGAUCGACAUCAGACAUGUGGGACGUUGCCAAGAUAAAAACAGGAAAGACGACGGUGUGAAGACCAAACCCGACAUCUAUGCUGUGUCUAAGCCUGGAGAGGGGGAGGGGUUUGUGGAGAGGCCAACACCCUGUCCUGAUGACUAUGCAAAUUUCUGUGAACACGGAGAGUGUGAGAUGAGACAAAACCUGGCAACCUGCAGGUGUGACUCAGCGUACGGCGGCUCUCAGUGUGAUCAGCUGUUGGAUUUUAACGUCCUCUACGUCGUCCCCAGUGGUCAGAAGCUGCAUUACGUCCUCAUCGCCGCCAUCAUCGGUGCCGUGCAGAUUGCUGUCAUCGUGGCCGUGGUCAUGUGCUUCACCAGAAGGUGCAACAAGACAAAGCGUGGGCGGCGGCAGAAGCAGCACCUCGGUCACUUCCCGUCGGGGACGUCCUCCAGGAUGAUGUAGGGACGUCCUCUCGUCCUCCCGUCCUCUCUCGUUCUCCCUCGUCCUCCUGUCCUCUCCACACAGACGGACUGUUUUUGAAGAAUUCCACUUGUUUGUGCGUCUGUUUGGUUUUUUUGAAACUGGAUCCUCUGAACACAAACUGUAUUUAUGGGACUGUAGCGCCUGCUUUGGCCUGUGGGAGGCGCUCACAUGCGUUGUUUUUUUAAAUCCUGAAUUUAUGUGGUUUGAAUCUUUCAGCUUGAAAAGUGAAAUAGUUUUUCUGAAUAAAUAAAUAAAGAGGGAAAACUUGUCAUUUAAGGGAGUUUUUCAAACCACAUGAAUUCUUAUUUUUGUGUUAAAUUCAUUUAAAUAUAAAAUAUUCAGUUAUUAAUGAGAUUUUUUAAACUUGUUUUGUACUUUUUUUUAUUUAAUUGACUUUUCUUGUGUCAGUGGUUCUGGUUUUUGUCCUCAGUGUGUUUUAAGGCCUUAAUCCUCCAGGGGGCGCUCUAUGUUGAGAGGACAGGACCAUCAGGGACCACUAGCGCCCUCUUGGCUUUGUCUGCUGCAGUGAACUCUUGUCAAACGUGUUUUUUUAAUUCUGUUUUAUUAAUUUGCUGAAUCUCACAGGGUUUAAAAAAAUAACUGAUGUGAUUUAGUUAAGUUUGUUGAUGAGACGCACCUGAAAACCAAAAUGCUGUUUUUUCUACUGCCUAUUAUUAAUAAUAAUAAUGAUGAUAAUAAUAAUAACGUGUACAGGUUUGUUGUUAGAAUGAUUUGAUUCCAGUGCUCGUUUUUUGACGAUAAUUUAAGUUUUUUUUCUAUCGAUGGUACAACGUGUCGUGGUAGAAGUAGAAGAAGAAGCUUGGCCGUGUUUCCGGCGGACGUCACAUGUGAAGCUGUGUCAUGUGACGUCUGUGGGAACCUGCUGAAGAUGCUGCAUGAAAACAGUGACGUUGAUGUUUAGACUGAGCUGAAGCUCCACUAGAAUUAAACAAUGAUGAUGUUUCAA